ACAACCUACCAGCGCCUUUAGGAAAGCUUUGGAAAUGUUGACACAGGAGAGAAGAUGCUUGAUUUCACCGAGAGUACAUUCUGAGUAGCGCAGUAAAAUAUCAUGCUCACACACGCCUCCCUUGAUGUUGUCAUGUCACAGCUUUUUUUUACCAGAACUUGAUGGUCUAUUUCUUUUUCUUUUCUGUCCUGUAGUCUGUGGUUCAUGACUCAGGACAUAUGCACUUUUGGUGUAAGCCAGUUAAAUGCCACGGAAGGGUCAGACCGAGUGUGUCUGCAAAACUCUUUGACUGAACUCAAACGGCUUAAGUUCAGGAAGACACGAGUUGUGGUGUCUCAACUGGCUCCCAUAUAUACACGCCAGUGCCUCAUUUAUAUUUAAAUGUGGCUUUCUCUCCGUCUCUGCUCGGUCGCAGACGACACAAAAGGCCUGGGCCACUAAUGGAGAUGGAAUGCAUAAUUGAGUCUUUGUUCUCUGUUCAAACACCUGUUAGCGCUGAUGCAGUUGUGAAAGCCUGCCAACGUGCUUUUGUGCUGCACUGUGUGCUAUAAUGCGCCCACCCUCCGGCCACACAUCAGGAUGUACGCCUCUGUGUGCACUUUUCUCGGCGCCAACUUUCUCGACUUUUGUUCCUCCAACUCUCUCUCUCUUUCUAUCUCUCUCUCAUGAAGCCCCCCCCCACCACCACCACCGCCCCUGACUCCCUUUGUGUGUGUUCUGUUGCUCAAGAAGAGGAAGUAGCUCCUCUCUCCUGUGUCAAAUGCAAAGUGUCACUUCAAGUGUCCCUGUGGGUCCAUGGCGUUCACCUCCUCGCCCCUCCAACCCCCAUUGUAAUAAAACCUAGCAAUUUGUGUUUCAUUAUGUGUGGGGCACAGACUAAACUAGAAGCAGAAAUUCUUUCAUGGCCCAUCAAUAUUCUCUCAUUAAGUAUGAGAGCAAGAUGACACCUUAAAAGGCCUGAUGUGAAAGACCGAGAGUUGAAUAGUGUUGAAGAGGCUCUCUAGCCUGAGCAAAGGGGUGUUGCUACUGUUCAGUAAAGAUAGUUUCUCUGUCCCCAUAUAAUUAAUGAAGUUUGUGUAAUUCUCAUUCUUAGGAGUUGAUCCAGCUUGUGUUGCGGAGGGAGUUGGUACAGUGUCCUCCAAUUUUUUAAAUGCUAUCUCUCGCUAACUCCUAUUCUCUGUCUCUCUCUCUCUCUCUCUCACUUUCUAUUUUUUUCUCUGACUUUCCCCGCUCUUAACCCAGAUCACUGUGUACAUCUGUGUUGUUGAAAUUUGACUGAAUAGUCUGCAGAGAGCUUUUUUUAGAGUUUUGUUCGGUCCAAGAUUAUUUUUUUAUCAAUCCAAUUCUUACGCAAGGAGUCUAAAUGGGUGUAGUGUGAGAUCUGGGCGACUGAUAGCGCUGCACCUUCUGCAGGAUGUGCACAGUGAUCAGUGGGCUGAUAGGCCUCCGUGCGUGCUGGAGUUCCACUAAUAAUCACUGAACCAUGUCUUCUCCCCCCUGAUGUCUAAGCAUGCAUGAGGUUCUGAGGUGGUCUGUUUUGUGUCUUUGUGUUUGUUUUGUGUGUUUGUUCUUUUGCUGUGUUCUCUUGCUGCUAAUCAGAACACACUGGACUGCAUGCAGUCCAAGGUACGUGAGCUGGAGGACAAAUGCCGCAGCCAGAGCGAGCAGUUCGGCAUGCUCUCGCAGGAGCUGGAGAAGUUCCGGCUGCAGGCCUCCAAGGUGGACCUGGACAGCUCGGGCUUGCUGUCCCACCCCAGCCUCACCCACCUGACCAACGGGCUCCCGGGGGAGACAGGCGCUAGUGAUGCAGAGGUGAUGCUUUCUCUCGGUGAUAUUGCCUUCUGGACUCUGGAGGGGACAGAUGUUCCCCCCUGUGCCGCUGCGGAACAGGUGGACGUGGAGGCUGUGCUGCGGGCCGGCUCCACUCCACACGCGGCAGGUCUGGCGGGGUUUGCCAGGCUGGAACGCUCCCCCACCACCAAGCACCGCGAGCUGCCCACCAUCAGCGCCAAGUCCGCCUCCACCUCCAGCACCACCAAGUCCGACACCACCCACCUCACGCCCGGGUCCCGGCCACACAGUCCACGCAAAGCUAGUCCCACCCACGAGGUGGACACUGCCAGUGAGGUAGAGGAGUUGGAUAUAGAUGUGUCUCCCAUUCCCUAUUCUGCAAGCAGAGGGGCUGCCAAACUACAGGUCUUCAUUGCCAGAUACAGCUAUAACCCUUACGAUGGCCCGAAUGAUAACCCAGAGGUGGAGCUCCCACUCACAGCAGGAGAGUACAUCUAUGUGUAUGGGGAUAUGGAUGACGAUGGCUUCUAUGAAGGUGAGCUGAUGGAUGGACGGAGAGGGCUGGUCCCCUCCAACUUCGUGGAGCGUGUGUCGGACGACGACGUCAUGAGUGCCCAGGCCCACGAGGCCGGUGAUCUGUCCCACAAUUCCUUCCAGGACAGUAGCCUGCACAGCGGCAGUGAGCGCUUCCAGCCCUCACACCACCACCAUGUGCGCUUCGGCCCCACCACCACCACCACCACCACCUCGGAGCGGACCGACACGUCGGCCGCGUCCUCAGCCUCCGUCCCCAACCCCGCCGUGGGCAAGACUGCCCCCGCAGCCCCGGCCCUCACCAUCCCCAUCACCAACGGCCUGGACCUUGACCUGGAGGAGGUGGACGUAGUGCCUUACCCACGCAAGCUCACCCUCAUCAAGCAGCUGGCCAAGAGCAUCAUCAUCGGAUGGGAGCCUCCUGUGGUGCCGGCCGGCUGGGGCGCCGUGUGGAGCUACAACGUCUUCGUGGACCAGGAACUGCGGCUCAACGUGCCGUUCGGCUCCCAGACCAAAGCCGUGCUGGAGCGCCUGGACGUGGCGGCCAAGGCGUACCGCGUGUCCGUGCAGAGCCUGACCGAGCGCGGCAACUCGGACCAGGUGCGCUGCAGCCUGCUGGUGGGCCGCGAUGUGUGCGUGGCGCCGUCGCAGCUGCGCGCCGAGCGCGUCACCGCCACCUCUGCCACGCUGGUGUGGCUGCCCAGCAACAGCAACUUUGUGCACAUCGUGUCCUUGAACGAGGAGGAGUGCGAGCUGGUCAAGGCCGGCUGCUACUCGCUGUGCCUCAGCAACCUCACGCCCAACCUGCAGUACCGCGUCAAGGUGGAGGCGCGGCCGCACCGCACGCCCUGGGAGCUGCCGCAGGAGAGUCGCGAGCGCAAGACCGCCGUCACCACCUUCCACACGCUCACCGCCGGGCCCCCUGAUGCCCCUCUGGACGUGCAGCUGGAGCAGGGGCCUUCUCCGGGGAUCGCCAACGUCAGCUGGCUGCCGGUCACCAUCGAUGCUGCUGGAACCUCCAAUGGGGUCUCCGUCACAGGCUACACCAUCUACGCAGACAAGAAGAAGGUGUUGGAGGUGUCGUCCCCCACGGCGGGCAGUGCCCUGCUGGGCCCGUCUCAGAUCCAGGCGGUGAAGGCGGCUCAGGAGCUCACCGUGCGCACCAUGUCCCCGCACGGCGAGUCCUCCGACUCUGUGCCCGUCAACGUCCAGGCCAAACUCGCUGCCAUCAUGGCAGGCCCUGUGCCCCCAAGUCUACCUGUGCCAGUCCUGGCAGCCGCCACCGCUGUGCCCACCUCGCCCGCCGUGUCGCCCUGCCUCACCAACUCGCCUGCCAAAAUGCCAGCGCUGCCCUACAGCUUGCCGCCAGACGCACACACAUUGGUCCCCGGCGGGGGGGCCUAUGCCAACUCUCCCAAAGCCAUCACCGCGAAUGCCCCCCUGCCCGCCGGCUCCUACAUGGAGGCCUGGGCAAACCCUCACAUGUCUGUUGCCCCCAUGUCAUUGGCCAUGCAGCAGCAGCAGCAGCAGCAGCAGCAACAGCAACAGCAUCAUCAGCAGCAGCAGCAGCAGCAACAUCUGCAGCGGCAUCAGCAGCAUCCUCCAGCGUUACCACCGUCUGCCAUGAACAACCCAGCGGUCUACGUACCGCAGGUGAGUGCGGCCUUACCCGGCAGCAUCUCCGCAGCGCUGGAGCCCCACCGAGAGACAGAGAGCCCUGCUCCCGCGUCCCCCCGCCCCGUAGUGUCCAUCUCCGACUACCUGGAGGACCCCAGUGCCAAGCUCCACCAGCACGAGCCCUACCACGUGCCCAUGCCUCGAAUGCAGGCGCCGGACACGGACUCCCUUAACCCCCCGGAGACGCACCCCAUGCGGCCGCCCAACCCGUCCCCGUUCGAGUCGGAGACUGAGGAGGACCUGGAGAACACGCGGCUGGUGUCCAUUGAGGAGUUCCUGGGCCACGGGAGGCCUGCCGCAAGACACCAGGGUUACGGUGGCGGUCUGGUGGAACCAACCAUUGACUACCAGCUAGAGAACAGCCGAGGCUCUGACCUGUCCGACAUCCUGGAGGAGGAGGAGGAGGACCUGUACUCAGAGUCCAUCGCAGACGUGCAGGGCAGGGGCUACAGCAUAGCUGGCAGGGAUGCCACAGGCAGAGACCAGUCAUUGGCAGAGCCCCCGCUGUCCCGCUCUGAAGCCAGGCAGAUGAAAGAGGUCGAAGAGGCAGGGAGGCAGAUCGGGGAGAACACAGUGAGGGUUUUCGUGGCCCUCUUCCCGUACGACCCUGUCAGCAUGUCACCUAAUCCUGACGCGGUAGAGGAGGAGCUUCCCUUCCGAGAGGGGCAGAUCAUCAAGGUGUAUGGAGACAAAGAUGCGGAUGGCUUCUUCCGCGGCGAGUGUAAUGGUCGGAUGGGCUACGUCCCGUGCAACAUGGUAUCCGAGAUCCAGGUGGACGACAUGGAGACACGCGACCAGCUGCUGGCCCAGGGCUUCCUCACCACCGAGGCAUCAAUGGAUAAGAUAGGCACCACUCGCUCACACGCACAGCUUCCACGCCGCCCUGUUCCACCGCCGAAACCUAGACGAUCCAAGAAAGUGGAAUCGGCCGGAGUGUGGGAUGACAGCUCUGUGGUUGACUCGUCCAGUCAAGAUCGGAGCCAAUCAGGAGCUGCCACUGGCAACCCAGCACCACGUAGAAUGGUGGCCAUCUUUGACUAUGAUCCACGAGAAAGCUCUCCCAAUACAGACAUAGAGGCGGAGUUGACCUUCAGUGCUGGGGACAUCAUCUAUGUGUUUGGUGACAUGGAUGCCGAUGGCUUCUUCUAUGGAGACCUGAACGGACACAAAGGCCUGGUCCCGUCCAACUUCCUCCAGCCCUUCCCUGAGACCACAGAUGAGUUGGGUGGGGCUGCAGUGAUGGACCACCUUGUAGUGAUGGACGCUAGGAGAGACCCGGUGAGGGAGGGCGUGCCCCAGGAGCAGCAGGACCUGGCGGGGGACAUUGAACCAGACAGGACCAGGCUGCCUGAACCAGAACCCGACCCAGACCCAGACCCAGAGCCCACCCUAGGACCACUCCCCGAGACACAGGCCAGCCCCAGCUGUGCCCCUACCCCGACCACAGCCUCCGACAGCCCCCUGCUCACUGACCCGUCCUCCCCCUUGGGCAAAAAGAAGAAGGGCUUCUUCUCCAAAGGAAAGAAGCUAUUUAAAAAGCUGGGAUCCAGCAAGAAGGAGUGAGCGCUGGGACUGUUCAGGCUUUUUUGUUUGUUUCUAUCCUCCCCAUACAGGAAGCACUUUUUUAUGUUGGUUAGUCUCAAAUUAAUCUUAUUUAAUUGUAAUAUGUAUUAUACUAUAAGACUAGUUUCACUGUGGUAGGCUCUCCUAGAUGGAGGUUUCCUAAGAAUAUAUAACAUACUGUAACACAAUACUUGGGAUAACAUCACCUUAAGAAUCAGCUGCACCCUGCAUGGCUCCAAAGUGUCCCAUUAUAAGACACUAGAUUAAACAAGAGUAGUACACACUGGAAAGUUAUUUGUUUAGGUGCAGCAAUGGGCUUAAAACACUAGAUUAACACUACAAACGCAUCCUUUGCAGGUCCAUUUUGAAGAGUCUGAAUAUAACAAAAACACAGUGCAGCAUAAAUGUCUGUUAACCUUUUCCUAAAGUGAAUACGCUGCGGACCCAGUCAGAGCCAUCUGUGGGUGUUAGACGCUAAUGACAUUAUGCAGCUUAUGCUCUAAGGAAGACAAAACUCAUGGCUGUCUUCGCUGUCACAAGUAAAUAUUUAUCUCACAUUUUCACGCUUUUUCCUCUUUCUGACACAAGGGACCAUAGGAAAAUGGCCCAUGCUCUCAGUAAAAUGUAAACCCUAAAACAGUGUGCUUGGCCAGAAUGAUGGACGUGUGUUAGAGGAUACUGGUGAAUGUUGCGUGAGCGUGAAAGCUCCACGCAAGUUUUGUGAACAAUCUUGUGAGCGUGUGCAAGCUUGAGAAGUUUAGCUUUGCCUGUUUUCAGAUGUUGUCUCGGAACUCGUACUUGAGUGGUUUCUUUUCUUUUUUUUGUGGUGCGGACAAGCGUUUUUGUGUUUGUUACGGUAAACUUGUGUGUUUGUGUGUGUGAAUGUGAGUUUGCACUUAUGAGACUUAUGAGUGUGUAUAUGUGGGACGAUGUUGCAGUGGUCUGCCUUGAGCCUGUCUUUUUUUGUUUGUGAAAAUAUCUGUUACUUUUAUUCUUUUGCUUUACCUCCGUUUUAGGAGUGAUCGAGUUAUUUUUAAGUAUUCUACACAAACUCCUACUUAUUCAAUAACGCUAGGGGCUACACAUUUGUCAUACAAACAGUGAAUGACAAAAACACACAGAUGGUUAUAGGACCAUGGACUAAAGAAAUGUGAGUGUAGCCAAACUGUUUGUUCAUUGGUACCACCACUACAGUAUGCAGUAAUUGUUCUUUUUGGAUUUUUUUUGUUUUGUUUAUUUGUUGUUGUUUAUUUUUCUGUGUGUUUUAUUAUUACAGGGCUCAUGUGAACUUCUCAGGUUUAACGUGUAGUUUAUCAGCUUUGUAUGUUAAGCUGUGGCUGUUUGAACCGCAGGAUACGAUUCUUGCCAAAUCAUUAGGUGCUCAGCAUGUUACUAUGACAAGUAGACACCUACCAUCAAACACCAGCCAAUAAGUGGGAGUGGGUCAAAGCACGACUGACUUCUGAGAAUCAGCCAGACAUGGGUGUUAUCAGUAACUUUCAAAAAGGUUUAUUGUUACUGAAAGUUAAAAUGACUGAACUUGAGAAACUCCUGCAAUAGAACCUAAAUGGAGGUCAAAAUUGCCAAGGACCUUACCAACGCAGUCUUGGUUGAGCUUUGAGUAGAGGGAGAGUCAGAGGUCAUCUGAAAACUUUGCUGAAUUGUACAGUCACUCGCAACAUAUCCCUCGAUGGCCUUUAGUCAACCUGCACUUCCUUUGCUGCGCUGUAGGCAAUAGUGUUAACCAUUAGUGAUGCUGCUGCAAGCUUCAGAAACGCACAGACCUGGUCUGCCCACUACCCAUAGCCCUCGCCAGUCCAGCUCUGCAGUUUAACUAGAAGAUUACCGCAGCAGCACUCUAGAUUACCAGCUGUAAUGUUUAGCCUUAUAAGACGUUGUUUAGUCUUAAUUUGUUGUUUACACUGUUGUACUUGUACUGACUGCAUGCAUAAUGACUUUUAUGCCCAUGUUUGGCCUUAUGGAUUUAUUUAUAUAUUUAUAGAUUGACCAGGCAUUUUGUUUUGCAGUGUUUUUUUUGUAGUAUUUUUGAGGGUGUUAGUACAUGCAGAGGAGGCCUAGUAUGUUUAGAUUGAAACUGCAGAAGGCCGGUCUGUAUAUAAUGUACAGUGUUUUGGUCCCAAUCAGUGUCACGGCUCUGACUUUGUGGUAUGAUAUUUUUUUCAUACAGCGAGAGACUUUAUUCUUUUGUCCGUCCAAGCAAAGCUUGUUUCCAUUUUUUUGUACAUUGAGGUUUUUAUUACCAAUUCUUUUUUCGACGCUUGUAAAUACAAUUUUUUGUUGUUAAUGUUCUCAGAUUUGUCUUUUUUGCAUGAUACAGCAGUGUUUUGAUUGAGGAGAAAUAACAUCCGUGGUUGGACUCCUGAGAGUCCUCAACUUGAAAGUGCAGAGAUUGUUUUCAUCUUUCAAUAUGGACCUUUUUACUAAAAUAAAAGUCUAUUUUCACAUAAAAUAUCA
Alosa alosa (allis shad) is the source of this 8040-nucleotide messenger RNA. Its product is annotated as RIMS-binding protein 2. Bases 1615 to 5565 code for a protein of 1316 amino acids. Gene Ontology annotation, biological process: neuromuscular synaptic transmission. The record is from RefSeq and is a predicted model, not a curated record. Lineage: Eukaryota; Metazoa; Chordata; Actinopteri; Clupeiformes; Clupeidae. Gene Ontology annotation, molecular function: protein binding. The transcript is spliced from 20 exons.